AUGGCGGACACCAAUAGCAGUAAUCCCCAGUCACUGGGAUUUACAGAGAAAUUAAAAUCAUGGCUUUCUUGGUCAUGGACCUACGUAUGUGCCGUAUGGUUUGCCAUGGUUCUAACUAUGAUAUACGUGCUACGAAGUCCUCUGAAACUGCAGGAAACGGUCACGGCAGCUUCAGUAUUUUUGAACACCCUGACGCCCAAGUUCUAUGUAGCACUCACUGGAACAUCCUCACUCAUCUCUGGCCUUAUUCUGAUCUUUGAGUGGUGGUACUUUAGGAAAUAUGGCACAUCCUUUAUUGAGCAGGUGUCUGUGAGCCACCUGCGCCCUCUACUGGGGGGAGUGGAGAACAGCAGCUCUUCAGGAGGCCUCUUCUCCUCUGUCAAUGGAGAUGCUGAACCCCGACCCAGCGUGUCCGAGUGCAAAGUGUGGAGGAAUCCACUGAACCUAUUCAGGGGAGCAGAGUACAACAGGUACACGUGGGUGACCGGUAAAGAGCCGCUGACGUACUAUGACAUGAACUUGUCGGCGCAGGACCAUCAGACCUUUUUCAGUGUAGACACACAGCAGCUCAGACCAGAGGAUGCAGUGAUGCAGAAAGCCUGGAGGGAGAGGAACCCACAGGCCCGCAUACGAGCCGCCUACCAGGCCAUCGAGCUCAACCCAGAGUGUGCGGCAGCUUAUGUGCUUCUUGCAGAGGAGGAGGCCACCACAAUUACAGAGGCAGAGCGACUCUUCAAACAGGCACUCAAGAGUGCUGGCAGAGACACCAACCUGCUGGUGUACAUCAAGCGGCGGCUCGCCAUGUGCGCCCGCAAGCUGGGGCGCAUCAAAGAGGCCGUCAAGAUGAUGAGAGACCUAAUGAAAGAGUUCCCGUUAUUGGGGAUGUUAAAUAUCCACGAGAAUCUUCUAGAAGCGCUGCUGGAACUCCAAGCAUAUGCUGACGUGCAAGCAGUACUGGCCAAAUAUGAUGACAUCAGUUUGCCAAAGUCAGCAACGAUAUGCUACACGUCAGCGUUGCUCAAAGCGCGGGCAGUAUCAGAUAAGUUCUCUCCUGAGGCAGCCUCAAGGCGAGGUCUCAGCACAGCAGAGAUGAACGCAGUAGAGGCCAUACACAGAGCGGUGGAGUUUAACCCACACGUACCAAAGUAUUUAUUAGAGAUGAAGAGUCUGAUCCUGCCGCCGGAGCACAUCCUGAAGCGGGGCGACAGUGAGGCCGUGGCCUACGCCUUCUUCCACCUGCAGCACUGGAAGAGGGCCGAGGGAGCCUUAAACCUGCUGCACUGCACCUGGGAGGGCACCUUCCGGAUCAUUCCGUACCCUCUAGAGAAGGGUCACCUAUUCUACCCGUACCCAGGCUGCACAGAGACGGCAGACCGGGAGCUGCUGCCCUCGUUCCAUGAGGUGUCGGUGUACCCCAAGAAGGAGCUUCCCUUCUUCAUCCUCUUCACAGCGGGACUCUGCUCCUUCACCGCCAUGCUGGCCAUGCUCACACACCACUUCCCAGAGCUCAUGGGGGUCUUUGCCAAAGCCUUCUUCAGCACUCUCUUCGCACCCCUGGGGUUCUUCGCAGACAAGAUUGAAGGUUUCAUGCUGACGCGGAUCUGACGCCAUUUGCAAGCUCCCCACACACACAGACUCAUACACUCUGAAGGACACACACACACACAUACAUAGAAACACUCCACUGAAAUAUGCCAUAAGGAAAUGCAAUACAUACUAGACAACAUGAGACUUGCUGAAAGGGCCAAGCAUCUCUCCACACAAACACACACACACACACACACACACACACACAGUAUUUUGACUUCUGUCCUCUGUUUUGCUAGUCUGUUUGCCGUCUCGUAAACACACGCCAAGCCAGUCCUCUACUUUGUGAAACUUUUUUUGCGUGAAAGAAAAAGGUAAAAGAAUUCAUCCACAAGCCAUGAAUUGUAAUCCCACCCUACUUUCUCAAACAACCUCUUUUUAUGUUCAAGAAAAAAAAAAAUCACCGGAAUGCUAAAAGCACAACAUCAAUGACGCACUGGCAUACUUCUCACCUCCUCGGCCACUACUUUCCCAGUAGACACGCGGGGGGGGGGGGCCGAGAACCGAAUCCCAGCCGGCAGCACAGUGGAGCAGAUCUGCUCCAGAUCCCUCAGCUGCAGUCUGGGAAUCCGCAGCAGGCUCCGCUCAGCCGCUCAGCCGGUGUCCACGGUGUGAACGCGCACCGUUCCUAAGCCCCCCGCCAUAAACCCGCAGGGGCCUGGUCCUUCUCCUCCGCAUUCUCCUGCGGCCCGGCGUGCACGUAGCGGUUAGAGGCUGCAGCAGAAGCGGCACCGGCGGUGGAGGUGCGGGCCAGGUCCGGGCCAGGUCCGGGGUGGUUGUGGGCCUUAACCAGAGUCAAGCUGCGUGGGAGGAGAGGAGGGGGUCGGCUAGUGCUGGAGCUGAAGCUGCAAACGCCGUCCCGCCAGACUCCAUACACACAGACACACACACACAGACACACACACACACACACACACACACACACACACACACACACAUGCUCUUGGAAACACAGGCACACCUUUCACCCAAAAGGCCCAACCAAGCCUGGCCCAACAUGGUCCUUCGUGAAGUCCUGAAAAAAAAACAAAGUCUUGAUUUACUGUUCGUCUGAGGCAGGCUGUGUAUACAACCUCCCGACCUGCUACCAGGGGUUGCCGUGGAUUGAUGUCUCCGUGCUACAUCGUCGAGGCAACCCGCCCUUGUGGCGACAGCACAGAAUUGUAGAUGGAUCAUCGCUGGUCAUGAAACAGGUUUCUGUAGGUAGAUGGGUCUGCAGGCCUUUCUCACAAGCCAAGUAGGGAAUGGAUUGGGUCCUAGACUUUGGAUAUGUACUGUACUUCCUCUCCAAAACCGGUGUUGUGUCACUCUGUGAUGAUCUCACAUCAUUCUGGAACAUUCUCUUUCUUAACAAUUGGUCAGAGCACUGCAGGGCUGGUAUAGAUAAGACUGUGCUCAGAUUUGCCCCUCUGCUAUCCAGCAGCACGAUCACCCGAACGCUCAACGAACCGCUGUGAUCAUUUGGGGGCAGUCAUGACAUCCACAGGAGAACGGAGGCUUGUGAGGAAGGUCCGAAGAGGUCCGUUAGAGAGUGGACAGGGCCACUCAUCUGCCAGAUGAGGGUCGGUUCCGCGCUCGAGUCCACUGCCUUCCCGGAGGACUCCCCUUUGCCCCUGAAGCUCCAUCGACAUUUGGUCAGCGUGUUGAGCUCCGGAGCGGGCUUACCGAGACGUCUCGCCAAGAUGGCGUGCAUGUGUCACCGGGGCAGAAUGUACAGAAGCUCCUCGCCUGACAUCCUUCUUGACGUGUGCCUUCCAUCUCUGGCCCCUGAUUGGUCGGUCGGUUUUAUUCAUCUCCUUUCUCCCCCAGUGAGAUUGUCAUUUAUUUAUUCUAAACAUUUCCAAGAGCCUUAAAACUGGCGUUCUGAUGCUGUUUUGAAACGGAGGACAGAAGUCAAACUACUUUCAAUGUAGCAUUAAAAACAUUUUUAAAGUGGAUUGGAGGUCUCAACUCCGAGAGGAAAUGUCUUACUGUCUGAUGACAGGAAGUAACAUCGACAGUCAUCGUAAUCAAUGAUAUUGUUUGCUGAACAGCUGACAAUAAAGUGGU
This is a messenger RNA of Sardina pilchardus (European sardine), 3636 nucleotides long. RefSeq names its product suppression of tumorigenicity 7 like (gene st7l). The transcript has 15 exons. The record is from RefSeq and is a predicted model, not a curated record. The coding region runs from base 1 to 1605 and encodes 534 amino acids. Lineage: Eukaryota; Metazoa; Chordata; Actinopteri; Clupeiformes; Clupeidae. Gene Ontology annotation, molecular function: protein binding.